AAAGCUUGCAAACCUUGCAAAAUGCAAACCAAUGCAAACAUUUCGAACAAUUUUGAAAAACGUUAGUAAAAAAUGUCGCAAAUAUUAUCAAAUGAGAUUAAAUUGUUAAAUAAAGAUUCUUCGACUGGUAAUAAAGUAUUACUGUGUAAUAUUAAGAAACUUAAUUAUGCAGUUUUCGCACAGUGUCAAUGACUGCAAAAGAUUCUUUGAUUAUAAGUAUUUAUUUCAAAACAUAUUAAAUUUAUAAAAAAAACCAAAACACAAUGAAUCAUUGUGGAAAAAGUAUCCUGUCCGAAAAUAACUUUAAAUCACGAGAACUUCAAGUUUCAUCGUCGAGUGAUGAAUCAGAAACUAAUGGGAAUAAAAAUUAUUCAUUUGUUAACACUGAAAAGAGAUGUCCGCACGACUUUGAAGAAACUAAUUUAAAUUCUAAUGCUCCUGCCGAAACACUUAGAGAUGCAGAAAAACACAGGCCUUUAAAUUUAUCUCCUGUGGAGAAAAAUAUUUUUCUCAAAGUCUCAACACCGGAAAAUAAAAGAAUAAGAUUUCAUUCUCACAGCGAUGGAGAGUUAUUUACUGAAAGAGAUUCGAAACAUUAUCAAAUUCAUUUAACACACGAAUUGAAAGUACAGCCGAAAAUUGUAUCCAACAUAAAUAUUGCCGAAUGCUCGGAUUGUGGUGAAAUUCAGAAUUUACUGGAAAAUGUUUUAAAAGAGAGAGAAAUUGUAAAUUCUGAAUUUAACUUAACCACAAAUGAUUCGCAUGAUGAAAGUCAGGAAACUAAUUAUUCUCAAAAUUCGUCUAUCGAUAAUGAAUCUCCUGAAAAUUCAUUGUCGGAUUUUAUGAAAGUUCCGGAAAUUAUUUUAGAGAAAUUAAAAUCAUUGGAAAAUGUUAUAGAUCAGGAAAGAAGGGAAAAAGGUACGAGUGAUCAUAUUAAAAAGUUGUUUCCACUUUAUCUAAGGAGCAGUGAUUCAGGAAGCGAACUUUAUACAAAGAGGGAGAUUUAUUUAAAAGAUCUGUGUAAGAAAAAAUCGAGCAAGUCCAACGCAGUUGUCGAUAAUAGGAAGAGUGGAAAAAUUGUCAAAAUUAAUCAUCGUUCUCAGGAAAAUAAUAAUUCCAAAGAAAAUUUAACCAUCGAUGAAAAUAAUACACUCGCCAAAGAAACAAAAAUACCGAAAUUCGAAAUUAGAUGUCAAAAUUUACAAACUGCGAAUGAAAAUUUAGUUUCUCCUGAAGAAAAUAUUUCCACUUUGGAGAAGAACGAUUUAUUAGCAAAUAAUUCAGAAACUAUUGAAACCAAAACUGUGGAUGAAAAUUUAGUUUCCCCUGAAGAAAAUAUUUCCACUUUGGAGAAGAACGAUUUAUUAGGAAAUAAUUCAGAAAUUAUUGAAACCAAAGAAAAUUCACAAGAUGAAGAAUUAAAUUUAUCUUUUCGAGAUGAAGAGAAAACUGAAAUAUCAACAGAGGAGGAAAAUUCAGAUGAUCUUGAUGACAGUGUUUGUAUUUUGGAUGAAAUUAAUGCAAAUACACAAGUUUCGCCGACAGGAACGUUUGUAAAUAUUCGCAAGCAAAAAAAGCAAAAUUUUAUCGAAAAAACGGAAAAUAUUGAUAAAAAUUUGACUUAUAGUGUAGAGUGUUAUCAAAAUAAACAAUCGUCUCUAGACAAUGAAAAACUCUCCCCUAAAUAUAAUUCCACUAAUAUUGCCCAUAAGGAUUCAAUUCUAUUAACGAGGAAGAAUUUAAUGCAGAAAAAAUUUCCAGAUUCACUUGAAGAAAGUAUUUCUGAUGAAAAUAAAAAUAGUAAUUUAUCGAAAGUGGAGGAAGAUCUAAGAGAAGAAGAAGAGGAGGAAGAAGAAGAUAAAAAAGGAGAAGAAGAAGAUGAUGAAGUUGAUGAAAAAGAAGAAGAUGAUGAAGAAAAAAACAAGGAAACUAAUAUUGAGAGUGAUAGUGGAAUAGGAACUGAGGAAUUGGAAACAAUAGUUGAAGAAGAGGAAAAAGAAGAAAAUAAGGAAAUUAAUAUCGAAGAUGAUAAUCGAAUAGUAACUGAGGAAUUGGAAACAAUACUUGAAGAAGAGGAAAAAGAAGAAAACAAUGAAAUUAAUAUUGAAAAUGAUAGUCGAAUAGUGGAUGAAAAAUUAGAAACAAUAUUUGAAAAAUCGUCAGAAGAAAAAACAAGUUCACAAAGUCGAGAGAAAAGUCAAGAGGCGAAGAAUGAUACUACUUCAGAAGACGUCGAAGAAAACAGAAUAGCAGAAACACAAAAUUCUAAUUCAUUCAUUAUCAACAAUGUAAUUGUGAAUAGAACUUCAGGCAGGACAAUUUUGCAAAUCCCCCUUCAAAUCAACGAAAAUAGCGAUUCGAUAAUGGAAAUAACAUUAAAAAUCAAGUGCGGAAAAACAGAUAGUAAAAACGAAGGAAACAAAACUUUGAAAUCGUGAAAAAUAUUAAAAGUCGAAAAAUAUCAAGUAAAAUAGAAUUGAGUAAAAAAAAAAUCAAGUGAAAAAAUAUUUAUUAAAAAAACAAAGUGAAAAAAUAUUGAGUAAAAAAACAAAGAGAAAAAAUAUUGAGUAAAAAAAUAAAGUGAAAAAAUAUUCUGUAAAAAUUAUUGAUAUUAUUUUACAAUUGUGCUUAGAACCAAAAGUAUAUUUUUUAUAUUAUGCCAUUAAUUUAUAUUUGUGAUCCUAGAAAUUUAUAAGAGACUGAAGAUUGUAUAUUUAUAUUUAUAUUUUUAUAUUAUUAUUAUUAUUAUUAUUUGAAAAAGUUACUGUUUGAACUAUUGAAUUUAAUAAAUAACUUCUAGUCCAAUGUUAAAA
Molecule: messenger RNA, 2813 nt
Organism: Leptopilina heterotoma
Lineage: Eukaryota; Metazoa; Arthropoda; Insecta; Hymenoptera; Figitidae
Product: DNA ligase 1-like
Exons: 3
Coding region: 264-2438 (724 amino acids)
Source: RefSeq, a predicted model, not a curated record